Molecule: messenger RNA, 672 nt
Organism: Tilletiaria anomala UBC 951
Lineage: Eukaryota; Fungi; Basidiomycota; Exobasidiomycetes; Georgefischeriales; Tilletiariaceae
Exons: 1
Coding region: 145-495 (116 amino acids)
Source: RefSeq, a predicted model, not a curated record
CUGCGUUCAAAGCACAUGCGCGUCGGCUCCGCCAGGGCAUGGCGCUAUGCCCGGCAGGAUGCCCGGGUCUCUGGCGCCGCUGGGAGACGCCGACAUGAACGAUGACGUUGGGGCAGUCUGGGGACCAGCUUGGAGGACAAGUACAUGUCGUCGCUGUGCAGCAUGGCAGAGCCGCCGGUGCCUGCGCCGCUCUGGUGCUGCCCAAAUCUCGCGUGGACGGCGUUUAUGAUGCGCAUCGUCAUCUCCUCGUUGGUAGGGGCUGCAGUUGCGGAUGUCUGCGCCCGACGUGCCAUUCUUCUGCCGCUGCAUCUUGCCAACCUUGAAAUGCAGGAUCUGGCUGCUGUCCAUGGACGAGUUGUCCUUCCUGUCGUCAGUCGAGCUGUGUCGCUACUCGGAAACGAUGACACCUGUAGCCUGCCUCAGUCGUGCAGUGACGUUCGAGAUCAUGUACACAUUUGGCGCACAUUCGUUCGACCCCGCCACUACCCCUAUUGACGAAGACGACGCUAUCUGGUACUAGUUACGGUUGUCCUGUGAAGGAGGAGCAACACUGCUGACGGAGAUGUGGACGUUCGGCUGUCGUCGCAACGACGUCGAAGGCUGAUGCAGGAUAUUUGGAUUGAUAUUUGCUUUAGUACUGUGGGAGGAAGCGUGAAUAUCGGCUGCGUUGCU